Messenger RNA from Rhizoctonia solani, 684 nucleotides. Its product is annotated as glutamate receptor 3,4. The coding region runs from base 1 to 684 and encodes 227 amino acids. The transcript is spliced from 3 exons. The record is from RefSeq and is a predicted model, not a curated record. Lineage: Eukaryota; Fungi; Basidiomycota; Agaricomycetes; Cantharellales; Ceratobasidiaceae.
AUGCCUUUGGUUAUACGCCAAGACUCAUUCAAGGUGGUGUAUGGACAUAACAUCAUAUGUCAUAUAAAUCUCCAGGACCAAUGCUGGAAUAUGGGCUGCAAUGAUACCACUCUGAGGACAGUCCAGCAAGAGCGGUUGAGUACUUUGCUCAUGCAGGCUACAACAAACCACAAGGACACGGUUCACUACGUUGUCAACAUACACUCCAUGACAAAUGCAUUAUUCAUCCACAACCUCAUCUGCUCCAAUGGCAUGGUCAUCCCUCUCUUUUUCCCCAAGGCUUCUAGGGAGCAGGCUUGUCAUGCAGGAGUACUAUUUCUGCAGGCCCAAAAUGACAAGAAGAAUCAGAAGAAGGCUGAUGUGGCAGAGAAACUUCUUGCAUCUGAGACACCCCAAAACGCCUCAACUGGCCUUGGUAUAGCACAUACAAGAGGUUGUGGUAGAAAAACAAGAGGGAGACGUGGCAGACCCCCUGCUAACUCCCAUGCGCCUGGCACUUCACGUGAACCUGACCCACAGCCAGACCCAGCACCAGGAAUAGCCAUGCAGGGAGUAUUAAAUAAUGAGCAACUGGAUCAACUAGAGCCAGUUGCGUUAGAAGGCCAGCAGGUUGCAUUAGAAGGACAGCCAUUUGCACAUAAGUUUUUUCUUGAAUUUUCUUUUGGUUUUUGCAAACAAGCUUGA